This is a messenger RNA of Acaulospora morrowiae, 1155 nucleotides long. Lineage: Eukaryota; Fungi; Glomeromycota; Glomeromycetes; Diversisporales; Acaulosporaceae. The record is from the annotation of a GenBank genome assembly.
AUGCCAGAAUUAAAAUCUCCAACAAUUUCUAAUCCUGAUUCAAAUACACCUCCCACUCUACCAAAACUUCGCCAAAUCGCUCCCGCUCCUCAAAGUAAACCUGAUUACGACAUCUACCACAUCCCGAAAGGUUUUGAGGUUUUACUUGUACCCAAAUCUUCGGCAGAUGCUUCUCCUUCCCUCACCGGUCAUCUGUCUUCUUCGCCUAGCAAUGCCAUCCCUCUUUCUCCUGCCCCUUCUGAAUCGAGCAUCCAGGAUUCGCCAAAGUCUUCCUCGAAACCUUCGCCGCCAAACAGUUCGUGGCGUAAGCGUAGGAACAACGGGCACAUCCCUCGUCCAAAGAAUUGCUUCAUGGCCUAUCGUGAACAAAUUCAACGCAAGGUUCUCGAGGAAAACCCGGGAAUGAAUAACAAGUUGGUUUCCGUGAUCGCCGCCAAAAUGUGGAAUGAAGAGACCGAGGAGGUCAAACAAUUUUGGCGUGAGCGUGCCCAGCAAUUAAAGAUCGAACACAUGAUCAAAUACCCCAACUACAAGUUCGCUCCCAAGAAGAAGCAGUCAAAGCCCAACGCCAACUGUGUCAAAUCUGGAAAGGUCGUCAAGAAAUCGGCUGACCCAAAGAUCAUGACCGAAGAACUUGCCAAAGAUAUAAUGAGAAGUGAAUAUAGUGACCCCGAAACUGUUACUCACUCGUUCAACAAUCGACCUAUUUUCUGGAGUCACUGUCGUUCUUCGUCAAUGGACUCAAUUGGUUCUUGGACAAGCGAUUCAGCCCCGCCCACUCCUCCUUACAUCGAUUCGAACUCUCCUCCAACCUUUGCGACACAUGAUUUCCACGACCAUUCUUCUCCCUUAAGGUAUGAGACUUGUUCAAAAGUUGAUGCCGACAGUCAUCCGAGCUCAUUGACCGAAAAUGGUUGGUUCGGUCAAUGUUCUACGAUGGGAAAUGAUUUCCUUGACACUUUGCUCCCCUCGAUCGAGUUCGACAACGGUAUGAAUGUCGAUGCCUCCACCAAUAGUGGUCCUUACUAUUUCGAAGAGGAUGACGAAAUGGAGUACGCUGAAAGCUUUAACCCUUCCCAAAUUCUUGAUACACUUGUAUUGCCUGGGCAGCACUCCAUUCACCAAGGAUAUCAACACCAACAAUCGCUUUAUUAG